AUGAGUGAGCUAGAUGGAAUUAAAUCUGAUUAUGAAUUCCUGAAAAGCCACAUCCCUUCAUCCCUCGAUGAUAAAUAUCAGCAACUUCUUUCCCAGGUUGAAAAUUUACGAUAUAAAUUCAUCAGGGAGCAAAGAAUCUGUACACUAAUCAAUAACCGUAUCGAGGAAAUCAAAGCCAAUACUUUAAACAAUGCAGAAUUGAAAACAAUCUUAAAUCCAACGAUUUUACCUCGAUUUAACCUAAGUCCAGCAGUUUCUCAACAAACAAGCCUCUUUAUCGCUUACAUAUACUCAGAGAUCCAAAUUUUCGCAAGCUCUGUCGUUGCUUUCAAAAAAUCUGAUCAAUUUUCUUAUUUUAUCAACGUAAUUAUUCCAGCUCUGUUUUGUAAUUUCACCAGCAAUGAAGUUAUAAACGAUGCAUCCCUAUUUUAUCAGCAUAUUUUGAAUAUUGCCAAGCCAAAUCUUGCAAUAGACAUUUUAACACCACUAUACAAGUCCAUUUUAGGUUAUCCAUUUAUUGAAUACGUUUUGGAUAACUAUCUUCCGAAAAUGGCGAACGAAAAACGAAUUAUUAAUAAAAACACGACACAAUUACUUCAACAGCAAUCGAAAACAUUACUUUUAGUAAUGAUGAAAGCAAUCAAACUACUUCCGCUAUGUCUCUUUACGAUUUUAUUGAUGGCCCAUAAUAAUUGGCCAAUUGAGUCCUUGAAAACGUUAUUUUUUGACAAAUAUUUUACGUAUCUAUCUAAUAUUUACAUUCUCAGUUCAUCCUACUCGAUUUUCAUUGAAGAUUUUAAUGAAAUUUUAUAUUUUAUGCGAAACUCCGAUGAAAUCAUUGUUUCUCUCAUGAAAGCACUUCUAGACAACUCAUCAAUCCUCGUAGUACCUGACAAUUUCAAGCCAUUCAAUCAUCCGUACGUAAAUAUCCUUAUGUCACCAAAUGAGGUCAACAUGAUUGCCAAAUGCAUACGCGCAUACACAAACGAUCUUCCUUAUACUGUCCAUGAGAUGGAUAUCAAGUCAGAUUACCCAACAACGCCAUUUUUCGUUUCAUAUUAUAUUAAAAAGAAAAAAUUCGAUUUAUCGUUCGACCACUUUAUUUUUAAGAACCAAAAACCAGAGUUCCCACAAAAUAACGAGUUUUUGAACCGAUACCAUAAGAUUAUUCAGAAUCAAACUUUAUCUUACAAGACUCCAUACGAAACAGUUCUUGAUACAAAGCCUUCUGAUGAUUUUGCAGAGUUCUCGUUGAAGCAGUGCGUUGCGGAAUACAUAGAACAAGCAAAUUCAUUUGAAAAUUUUUUGUAUUACAAAAUUAAGGCGAAACAAGUAGACAAAUGGUCGAAAGUUAGUUCCGAUAUGACCAAAGUGUACAGGAAGUACUCUGUUCUCUAUUUUCCGCCAAGAAAAGUUGAAUUAAUUUUCCAAGAACUUUUGCCAAUCGUUGAAGACCAAGAAACAUUGAAUAAUUAUUACGUGAAGUCAAUGAUGCCAAUUAUAUUCAAGAUGUUCAAUGAAAACAAACCAUUUUUCAACAAUUUGACGAAAUCAUGGUUGAAAAUGCUUGGAUCAUCAAAAACAAUAGUCGAUGAGCUUAAUUUGACCAGGUUUAGUGAUACUAUUCAAUGCGUUUUUUGGAAUGCCGUCCAAAUUUUUAUUUCAAUUGAUUAUGUUCCUUUUAACGACAGAUUCUUCUUGCUUCUGAGUUUUAUGAAGUAUCUGUCACAUCUGAUGCUUUAUACAACUAAAGAAGACAUAAAAAUUUUGCUGAAUUACAUUAUUACAUUUUCAAGACCGGAAACACUCAUCCACACAUUUGUAAUUUGUACUUCGUACUUUAUAGUUAACACAGAUUUGACUUCCACUAUAAAUGAAAGUUAUAUUUCUGCUUGGACUGUAUUUCAUAAUUUUAUGAAUGAAUACAUCUCAGAUGAUAAGACACGUGACUUGCAUUGCAUGGUUAGCGUAUUACAAAAAAUGGUUUCAAGAAUGUAA
Messenger RNA from Trichomonas vaginalis G3, 1998 nucleotides. RefSeq lists its product as uncharacterized. Bases 1 to 1998 code for a protein of 665 amino acids. The transcript has a single exon. The record is from RefSeq and is a predicted model, not a curated record. Lineage: Eukaryota; Parabasalia; Trichomonadida; Trichomonadidae.